Messenger RNA from Cheilinus undulatus (humphead wrasse), 8341 nucleotides. RefSeq names its product castor zinc finger 1 (gene casz1). The record is from RefSeq and is a predicted model, not a curated record. NCBI's taxonomy places the organism in Eukaryota, Metazoa, Chordata, Actinopteri, Labriformes, Labridae. The coding region runs from base 361 to 6405 and encodes 2014 amino acids. The transcript has 19 exons. Gene Ontology annotation, molecular function: RNA polymerase II transcription regulatory region sequence-specific DNA binding; DNA-binding transcription factor activity, RNA polymerase II-specific. Gene Ontology annotation, biological process: positive regulation of transcription by RNA polymerase II; regulation of neuron differentiation. Gene Ontology annotation, cellular component: nucleus.
GUCUGUACGUGUGUAUGUGUAUGGGGGCAAAGCAGAGAGUGAGAGACAGAGGCAGCGCACGACAGGCAGAGAGAGAGCGACACGGAGAGACAGAGGGAGAGAGAGAGCAGGGAAGGGGGAGGCUCCGUAUUUCACCUACCCCCCGUCAAACCACAGGAAGGAGGGGCCAGACCCUAAGCUGCCAAUCAAAUCCGCUCGUGGCAGCCGGCAUUAUCUCAGCAACAAACUAUUGACAGAUUACAUGUCAAGGAGUUUAGUGCAUGAUUGAAGGAAGCCUUUUUUAUCUAGUUACUUUUCCGCUUUAUUUCCCCCUCCACCAACCAACAUUCGAAUGACUUUCUAACAGAGUUGAGUAAUAUUAUGAAAGUUACAUGUCUGAGAGGAUUUAACUUCGACUUCCCUGAAUAUGCUAAAAGGAGUUUAUGCACUGAAACGACCUCAGGAAAAUCCAAGAUGGCCGCCAAAAGGAAAGGUGGCCUAAAACUCAACGCUAUCUGUGCCAAGCUGAGCCGCCAGGUGGUGUUCGACAGCAGCUCCCAGAAUGCUGAAGGAGACCAGAGUGUUGCAGAAAACAGUGAGCGUGGCAGUUCCCACUACGAUGACAAUGAGACCAACUUCCCCGAGAGCCUGAGCCUAAAUCAGAGCCUAGAGGAGGACCAGAAGAGACGCGAAGCCAUCGAGAAGUGGGUCAAUGGUGAGUACGGCGACGAGCCACCAGCUCCUGAGGAUGAACAGGAGCAUGAACUCAAAGUCAGCAAUGAUGAAGACGGCCCUCCUGAGGGCGUGUACAUGGUACAACCCAAAGGCUGCAGUGACGACGAAGAGGAGGCCAAGCCCACGCCGGGGUCUCAUGAUGGUAGUUUCCAUGAUGACAAAGAAUCUGAAGACAGGCCUUCAAAAGAUGACGCCUACAUGCAGCCAAGUGAGGCCCAGAAUCGCCCAGCACCUUUCGCCUCUCCAGGAGAAGCUUCUGCCCUGCGAGACUAUGCAGCCAACACCAUGAAUGAAUUUCUGGGAAUGUUUGGUUAUGAUGACCAGCAGGUAAGGGAUGAGCUGACCAAGAAGAUCAGCUUUGAGAAGCUCAAAGCCGCUACCUCAGACCCUUCAUCCCUCAGCAGUGAGGAGGCCUCACGACGCGCCCGCUUCUCCAAGUACGAAGAGUACAUACGAAAGCUAAAAGCCGGUGAGGCCCUACCCUGGCCCAUGCAUGCUUCCCCACCCAAACCGGACGACCUCAACUCAAAACUGGCCCAAGACAAGAGCACUACCAUGCUCCAGACCCCUGGGUGCCUCCCAGGGGGCGAGGCACAGAUCUACCCCCCAAGCCUGGACCACAAACAGCCAGGAGGACCUCAGCUGGGUGCUUCCCAGCCACCAAAUCCCUCUCACAUCUCACAAAACAUGGCAUCCCGAGCCUCAAAGUAUGACUUCUUUAUUCAUAAGCUUAAGGCGGGUGAGAGUCUACAGCAGCAGAACGGUAACACGUACAAACGACCCUCCAAGUAUGACUUGGAGAAUGUCAAAUUUCUGCACCUCUUUAAGCCUGGUGAGGGCAACCCUGACAUGGGUGGCGCCAUUGCCUUUAAGACUGGAAAAGUGGGUCGCCCUUCGAAGUAUGACAUCAGAACAAUUCAGAAGCUGAUGCCAGGAACACCAGAGGCCUCACUGAUGCCCAAUGUCCUUGCCACAGCACCAGGAAACCCAGGAGCUCCUGGUGUCCCUACUGGAGGGGCAGCUGGGGCCAGCAUCGCCCCAGGGCUCACAAUGGACCCGGCAGGAAACAUAAGCUUCAACGCCUCUGACUACCUUAAAUCCAGCUUUUCCAAGACUGACUCCAUCACCAGCGGCACUGUGUCCUCUGUGAAGAAUGGUCUGCCACCAGAUAAACCCGCCGGCGACGACGUCAACCUCUACCAGAAAUAUAUUGCCAGGUUCUCUGGGAGUCAACACUGUGGACAUGUGCACUGUGCAUACCAGUACAGAGAGCAUUACCACUGCAUGGACCCUGAGUGUAACUACCAGGUGAGCAGGUUUACCAGUAAGCAGGAUGUAAUCAGGCACUACAACAUGCACAAGAAGAGGGACAAUUCUCUGCAGCAUGGCUUCAUGCGCUUCAGCCCUCUGGACGACUGCAGUGUCUACUACCAUGGCUGCCACCUCAAUGGAAAAAGCACCCAUUACCACUGCAUGCAGGUGGGCUGCAGCAAGGUGUACACAAGCACCUCAGAUGUCAUGACCCAUGAAAACUUCCAUAAAAAGAAUGCCCAGCUGAUCAAUGAUGGCUUUCAGAGAUUUCGAGCCACUGAGGACUGUGGCACAGUUGGGUGUCAGUUCUACGGGCAGAAGACUACACACUUCCACUGCAGGCGCCCAGGCUGCACAUUCACUUUCAAGAACAAGUGUGACAUUGAGAAGCACAAGAGCUACCACAUCAAGGAUGAUGCCUACGCCAAAGAUGGCUUCAAGAAGUUCUAUAAGUAUGAGGAGUGCAAGUACGAAGGCUGCGUGUACAGCAAAGCUACUAACCACUUUCACUGCAUCCGCUCAGGCUGCGGCUUCACCUUUACCUCCACCAGCCAGAUGACCUCCCACAAGCGCAAACAUGAGCGCCGCCACAUACGCUCUUCUGGCGUAAUGGGCCUCACUUCCACCUUCCUGGCACCAAAGGACGAGCCAGAGGAGUCAAGCAAUGAUGAUCUGAUGGACUUCUCAACCAUCAGCAGCAAGAACUCCAGCCUGAGUGCCUCGCCCACGACCCAGCAGUCUACUACUGUACCACACCUGUUGGCCACUCCUACCACCGCAGUCUCCUCCUCCUCUCCAUCGAACCAUGCCCUCAAACCUACACCCUCGCUGGCUGGUGCGGGUCAGCGGAUGUCAAACCUGCUGUCCCAGGCGCUGCCCAGCAAUAUGUCAGUGGCACUUGCCCUUUCCAACAGUGCCCUGGCCACUUCCAACCCGUUCUUCCCUGUCAUGCCCAGGCUGCCUCUCCAACCACCUCCACCAGCUGCAGGCCUAAUAUCAGCUGUAUCCUCUGGGAGUCACUCCAUGCCCACUGACUCACUGACCCAGGGCUGCUCCACACCAGGGGCAGAUGGGUCCAUGGCAUCCACCCCAACCUCAUUCGCCACCUCCUCCAUUAUGGAAAAGAUUUCAGCAAGCAAAGGUCUGAUAUCGCCCAUGAUGGCCAGACUGGCAGCUGCUGCCCUCAAGCCUUCCAACAACCCAGACAUAGGGAAUGGGCAGCCGGCUUCAGCCAGUCAGUUCAAUCUGGUUCAAGUAAAGCAGGAGCCAAUGGACGCCAACUCUGGGGCCUCCCAAGACUCCACGCAGGAGCAUAGCCUAGACCUGAGCAAGAAAGACCACAGUAAUGAAUCAAACGGACACCCUGUACCAGGGAAUACAUCUCUUUUAUCCUCGCUUAUGAAUAAGAUGUCACAGGUAAACCCUGCCCUGUUCAGCACCAUGAACCUGAAGACAGAGCUGGAGGCCAGCCAGGGCAGCGGCACCCCGGAGGCUGCACAUUAUUUGAAUAGUGUGCUGAAGAGGCCCAUGGCAGAAAAACCCACUGAGAUCUGGAGAAAAUACCUCCGCAGAUUUGACACAGAAGACUUCUGUGAGGCUCAGUGUGACUUUCUCCAGAAAGUUCACUUUCACUGCCUGGUGGAGGACUGUGGGGCACUCUUUAGUACAGUGGAUGGAGCCAUAAAACAUGCCAACUUCCACCUACGAGCCACUUUAAAAGUGAAGUCAGAGCCUCAGCUUAGCGAGGGAAAGGACUUAAGUGAUGGAGCCCAAAUGCAGCCUGCUGCCCCUGUCUCUAUUGCCAACAAUCCCGCUAUGGAUGUUGCGCACCUCACCUCCUCUGGUGGCUACAGUUCUCCUCCUCCCUCGCUGCUGGCCUGGAAGCAGCUGACUGGCAGUAUCCCACAGAUAGCGGCGUCCAUGCCCAACCUGCCGGCUAACUCCCCUCUGGCCACCACCUCUCUGGAGAACGCUAAGCCACAAGUGAAACCUGGCUUCCUGCAAUUCCAGGAAAAUGACCCCUGUUUGGCUACUGACUGUAAAUACUCAAACAAGUUCCACUUCCACUGCUUGUUUGGGAAUUGCAAGUAUGUGUGCAAGACGUCUGGCAAGGCCGAGUCCCACUGUUUGGACCACAUCAACCCCAACAACAAUCUGGUCAACAUCCGUGACCAGUUCUCCUACUACUCCCUCCAGUGUCUGUGUCCCAACCAGCACUGUGAGUUCAGAAUGAGGGGCCACUAUCACUGUCUCCGGCCAGGCUGCUUUUUUGUCACCAACAUCACUACCAAGCUGCCAUGGCACAUCAAGAAGCAUGAGAAGGCAGAGCGCCGUGCGGCCAAUGGCUUCAAAUAUUUCACAAAGAGGGAGGAAUGUGGUAGGCUCGGUUGUAAGUAUAACCAAGUCAACAGCCACUUUCACUGCAUUCGUGAAGGCUGCCAGUUCUCCUUCCUGCUGAAGCACCAGAUGACAUCACAUGCACGCAAACACAUGAGGCGGAUGCUGGGGAAAAACUUUGACAGAGUUCCAUCUCAGGUGAUGCCACUUGGUCAGACGUCAGAUGACAUGCAGCAUGCAUCAAGCAUGAUGUCUGGGCCUGCACCGGGCCAGCCUGGUAUCAACUCCAGCUUCUCCUCAACCAUGAUGGAUGAGACUGAUGAUUACAUGGACUACAUGGGAGGAGGGGGCAGCCCCUUAGGCCUCUCCUCCGAGUCCUCCAACCAGGAUCGAAGCUGCACCAGCACACCUGUAGGCCCUGAUGGUUCCCCAGCAGGACAAGGCUGCCCCGCCACCACUUCUGCUCCUACCACCCCUGCUGACACUAGCGCUACCCAAAAUGCACCUCCUUCUUCCCCUCCUCCUCCACCGCCUCCUCCACCUCCUCCCUCUGCUCCUCAGCCUGGCCUCUCCUCCCAGGCCCCGUCCCUCUCUCCAGCUCUCCUCCGACCUCCUCUCCCCUCACUCCCAUACCUCCUCUCUCCAUCCUGUCUGUCAUACUCUCUGCUCAGCGCCUCUCUGGGAGCCACUCGGAGUGUUGUCAUGCCAACCAACACACCAGCUUUCAGCCCCAUCAUUGCCACUCCGUCUCCGGUUAAAAAUGACGUCCCUAUAGUGCAGGAUGCUGCAGGAAACACCAUCUCCAUUCCCACCGCCACGGGUUCAAAGAAACGCUUCUGGAUCAUCGAAGACAUGUCACCAUUUGGCAAACGCCGCAAGACUGCAUCUUCCCGUAAGAUGCUGGAUGAGGGGAUGAUGCUGGAGGGCUUCAGGCGCUACGACCUCUAUGAGAACUGCAAGGACUCAGGCUGCCAGUUUUCCCUGAAGGUGACCCACUACCACUGCACCCGUGAAAACUGUGGCUACAAGUUUUGUGGGCGCACCCAUAUGUACAAGCAUGCACAGCACCACGACCGCGUGGACAACCUGGUCCUUGAUGACUUCAAGCGUUUUAAAUCCUCCCUCAGCUGCAACUUCUCUGAUUGCCAGUUUUCAGGCAACAGCACCCACUUCCACUGCCUGCGCUGCGGUUUCCGCUGCACUGACAGCACCAAGGUGACGGCCCACCGCAAGCACCACGGCAAGCAAGAUGUGAUCAGCGCGGCUGGCUUUUGCCAGUUUAGCUCCAGUGUUGAUUGUGAGGUUCCCGACUGUAAAUACAAGCUCAAGUGCUCCCACUUCCACUGCACCUUCCCUGAGUGUAAGCACACAGUAGUGGGCAUGUCCCAGAUGGACUCCCACAAGAGGAAGCACGAGAAGCAGGAGCGCGGUGAGCUGCCAUCUGUCUCCCCCAAACAGGAAGGGGUGCACCACCUGGGGGGUGUGUCUGCAGUCCCUCCGUCCUCUUUAGGUCUCUCAACGUCCUCGCCGGGAGGCCUCCAUGGGUUGUCCCACCCCAUCAACAGCAGUGCUCGCUCCAUGCUCUACCCAGCAGGCAGCCUUGGGUCUGAGUACAACCACCCGUACCCACCCACCUCCAUCAGCCUGGACAGCUCCCUCAACCUGGGCACCGACACCAGCAGCUCCCUUUUCUUCCUGAAGAACGCGGCCGGUCUGGGUCUCAACGACUCUCUGGAUCUCAGCAAGAAGAUGCACCAAGACACAGGACGAGUCGGCCAACACCCCAGGAGCCCGAUAGGUCUGCCGGCAGCUCAGGAUGACACCACGGGAACAUCUGGAGAGGCUGAAGAUGACCUGUCGCCAGAGGAGGAAGCGCACGCAGAGGAGGAGGACGAAGAGGAAGAGGAGGAGGAUCUCAACACUGACUCGAAUGAUGAUUCGAUUGCAGAACCUGAUGGUGAAAAGAACAAUGGCGAGAGUUUUGAUGCUUCCGUUAACCACACUGAUUCUUCCCAACUGGAAAAGCUUGACGCUGACCCAUGAAAAAAAAAACAAAAAAAAAAACUCAGAGUGACUGUAGGAACUGAAGAGGAAGCCUGUGUACUAUGAACAAACAAUGAAAGUGGCCUCAUUUAUCAUGUUUAGAGACUACACAUGACAACAAAAAAACAACAGUGUGGAGAAAAUGAUGGCCCAAAGUGAUUUAUUAUGAUGUUUACAAGAUGACCAACAUUAUUAAUUCAAUUAUGCAUUAAAAAAAUAUGAACGGAGACACACAGAAUAAAGUCCUGUGUAACACACAGGGCAGCAAUGUAAAGCAUUUUACUACACAUCAGUCUUUUUGUGUGCGUGCAUGUUUGACUUUAAUUUAUUUUUAUUUUUUCACUUUUUUGUGUGUGGAUAAAAAAGUUAGAAAAACAAAAACAAAUCUCUCUAUAUAACUAUAUAUGUAAGUGUGUAUGUGUGCGUAUGUGUGCGUGUGUGAACGAUGAUAUUCAAAAGGAAAAUGCUGGCACAGGUGACUUGAACUGCCAUGGAUACGAAGAAAAAAGGGACAUGAAUCACUAAAGGGGGAAGGAUAUAAUAAACAUUUGAUCUUUUUUCUGUAUUGAUUAUUAUUAUGAUUAUUAUUAAACACUGAGAGACAGGGAGUUACAUUUUGCUCGUUCUCACCACUCUCAGAUGUUUUUUCUUCAUUUUCGAUGACAUGUGGAAUUGACCAGUAAAUGUUCGGUUUGCAGUCUCAACAGUUCUCUGACAGUUUGCUAGAAAUGCUCGACUAGCACCAAAACCAAGCUCAGCCCCUGUAAUUAAGACCCGCCCCUGCGGAGGAAUCAAGUUUAUGUGUGGAUAGUGCACUUUUCUAUUAGCUGACCAUGAUGAUUAACAUGAUGCUAGAUAACUCAUAAGCAUAUUUAAAAAUAUUUUUGUUACCAUUUGUAUCUUUGCUUUACAAUGUUGUUUUGUUGUGUUGUUAGUAAGAAGCAUAUCGAUCUGUAAGGCAGCGGGGUUGUGAUUAAACGACCUGUGGGUGGGGGGAUCUUGACAGAGUCACUCAGACGCUGGGAGGGUGACAGAGGAAGUGUGUUUUAAGUUAAAAAUUUACAGACCGGUUUUCCAUUCACUAUGGCUGUGGUUGACAUCCUGUUGUAACAGUUUUUAUUUAAUAUUUAUGUGACCUUCCAAUGAGAAUUUUUAGAGUGUUAUUGCACUUUUUAGGUUCAUUUUUACCGUUUGAAAAAUAUAUAUAUCUUUUAACAGGGAAUUUGCUUUAAAGAUGUUGUUUUAGUUCACUUUUGCUUUAAUGCACAAAUAGAUGUUAGUGUGACAACGAACUGUUGUUCUGUGAUUUAUUUAAAGACUGGUUAUUAUUUUGCUUCUGUGAUUGGACUUUUUGAAGAAGAAAAAAUGAGUGUACCAGAGAAAGUGGUGCUCUGAUAAGAAACACUAAUAUGGACUGUAAUUUUAAAUAAAUUCUAAGAAGUCUAUGGCAACACUCACUCACUGUAGAAGUAAAUUAUAAAUCUGUCUAAGCCUCCCACUGGUUCAAACUGAGCGAAUAUGUACGACCGAUAAGUUGACACACUGAUCUUGAGUUAUCUCCUGAGCUUGGCAUUGGAAAUAAAUGAUUAUAAUAUAGGGAAAAAUAAUAAUAACAAUAAUGUGUGUAGAUGAUAUUCCUCCAGAUAUUGUUUUGGGAAGAAAAAAAGGUUGUACAGUAUUUUCCUCUGUAAAAAAUAACUAUAUGAACAAAAUGCUCUUUGAUGAACAGCUUCCUUUAAAAAGAAAACCAUUAAAAGGAGAAAUGAAAAUAAAAAGUUCAAAAUUCAUGUAGCCUCAUUAUAGUUUGCUUGUGUGACGUUUUUUUGAAUUUUGACACAUUUUUGGAGAAGUUGUUCAUUCUGAAGCAUUGUCAGAUUGCAGUUUUGUUUUUCCAAGCCGUCAGAAGCUCAAACUAAAAUACACUGAUUUGAAUUCA